AUGUCUCUUCUCAUCAAAAAUGGAACAAUUGUCAACGAUGAUUCCAUGUUCAAAUCGGAUGUUUUGGUACUAGAUGGAAAGAUUGUUGAAAUCUCUCCAUCAAUCGAGCCACUCCCGGGACUUGAAAUCGUAGAUGCAACUGAUCGUCUUGUGAUUCCAGGAGGUAUUGAUCCUCAUACUCAUAUGCAACUUCCAUUUAUGGGAGAGAUUGCUAAAGAUGAUUUCCAUCGAGGAACCGAGGCUGCAGUGGCUGGUGGUACUACUAUGAUUAUUGACUUUGUGAUUCCAACGAAAGGGGAAUCUCUUCUAGUUGCUUAUGAUCGUUGGAGAGGAUGGGCUGACCCAAAAGUAGUCUGUGAUUAUGGAUUGUCUAUGGCCAUUACCAGUUGGGGACCGGAAGUUGCAAAGGAAAUGGAAAUGGUCACUAAGGCUGAUUAUGGUAUCAACUCCUUCAAAUUCUUCCUCGCUUACGCUGGAGUCUUCAUGGUUCGAGAUGAAGAGUUCUACCAAGGAAUGAUCCAAUGUGCUAAACUGCGUGCUCUUGCUCGUGUUCAUGCUGAAAACGGAGCAGUUAUUGCUGAAAGAUGUGAGCAUCUCUUGUCUUCUGGAAUCACUGGACCAGAAGGACAUACUCAAUCGAGACCUGAGGAAUUGGAAGCUGAGGCUACUUUCCGUGCAUGCACUAUGGCUUCUCAAGCAAACUGUCCAUUAUAUGUUGUUCAUGUCAUGUCAAAAGGAGCUGCCGCUGCUAUUGCUCAUCAUCGAAAGAAGGGAGCUGUCGUGUUCGGAGAGCCAAUUGCAGCUGGAUUGGCAACUGAUGGAAGUCAUUAUUAUCAUGAAGACUGGCUUCAUGCUGCUCGAUAUGUCAUGUCUCCACCACUUUCUCGUGAUCCAACAACACCAAAUGCUCUCAUGAAAUUGUUGGCUGCUGGAGAACUUCAUUUGACAGCUACUGACAAUUGUACUUUCGAUUGUCAUCAGAAGUCUCUUGGUAAAGAUGAUUUCACGAAGAUUCCAAACGGAGUGAACGGAGUUGAGGAUAGAAUGUCAGUUGUUUGGGAUAAAGGAGUACAUGCUGGAAUCAUUGAUCCAAUGAAAUUUGUGUCUGUUACUUCUACAAUGGCAGCAAAAAUCUUCAAUUGUUAUCCACAAAAAGGAAGAAUCGCAGUUGGUUCUGAUGCUGAUAUUGUUAUUUGGAAUGAUAAAGCAACUCGGGUUAUUUCGAAGGAUACUCAUCAUCAUGCAAUUGACUUCAAUAUUUUCGAGGGCAUGCAAGUUCAUGGAGUUCCAGAGACUACAAUCUGCCGAGGACGCGUCGUUUGGGUCAAUGGACAAUUGAGAACUGUCCAAGGAGCCGGUCGUUUUGUACCAUUGGCUCCAGAUUCACAAAUUGUUUUCUCUGCUGUUGAUAACCGCGGAAAGGCGUUGGAGCCAGUGAAAGUGGAACGAGCUCCAUAUGAGGCAACAUCUGCCUUGGCUGCUCCUGAUGCUAAUGCUAACACUGUUGUGAAAACUCUAGCAAGAACUGCCAUCCCUCCGGGCGGUAUCAGCAGCAUUCAAUUCUGA
Messenger RNA from Caenorhabditis remanei, 1566 nucleotides. RefSeq lists its product as uncharacterized. Gene Ontology annotation, molecular function: dihydropyrimidinase activity. Lineage: Eukaryota; Metazoa; Nematoda; Chromadorea; Rhabditida; Rhabditidae. The transcript has 7 exons. Gene Ontology annotation, biological process: pyrimidine nucleobase catabolic process. The record is from RefSeq and is a predicted model, not a curated record. The coding region runs from base 1 to 1566 and encodes 521 amino acids. Gene Ontology annotation, cellular component: cytoplasm; cytosol.